CUGUAAUUCCUAUUGACACACGUCAAAAACAUAACCAUAAAUGAAAAAAGACACGAUGGCGAACGAAGCAACUACUACAUUUCCACCAGAGAUCAACAAUUUACUUGAGAAGCACGGAAUCGAUCGCACCGAUACGACAGCAGCGAUAAAUUUGUUAAUCCGUUUAAAGCUAGCCACUGUGCGAGAAACAGAUGAUCAAAUUGUCAUCAUCUAUAAUUCGAACAGUGAACAGGAGACAAGCGACAUUGACCAAAAUAACAAUCCUCAAUGUUUGGCAGCGGCUGAGGAAAUUAAGCCCAAUAGGAACGUUUUUACACCCCACCAACCAAAUAAAUCCCCACGGUUGUCAUCUCCAGAAAACAACAAAAAGUUAUUGAAUGAAUCUUUCUGUGGCGAACGGAGUGCUGACAUUAAAAACAACAAGAAAAAUUUGUCAUCUUCAGAGAGUGACCAGGAAAUAUUAGAAGAGUCGGCAUGCAGUGAACCGAGUGUCGACGGAAAGGAAAAUAAAGGAGGUGUUGAUGUUGAUUUGGAUGAUUUUAGUCCUAAUGUAUUGGAAUUCCUUCUUAAUGAAACGUUAAUUGGAAAAACCCUUCUCCAACAAGCCAAAAGUGGUAUCUUAUCGAAGCGGCGGCAAUUAGAUUUGGCGGAAAUUGUGACCAGCUGGCAUUUUGCACAUAAAACGAAACUUCACGAGAGAGAUUUGCAAAAGUAUUCACGUGUAAUUGUGUUACUUUUUAAAAACGAAAAACAGGACUCAUAUUUUCUGCCAAGAGGAGGAGACAAACGAAAUCCUGGAGGUAAAAUAGCCAACAAAAUCAACACGUUGAAAAACAGAGCUCGUAAACGCAGGUUAUACGAUGAAAAUUAUUUAUCACAUUUGAAGCAUACCAACAAUUCUGUAACAGAGCACGGUGAAGAUCUUAAUAGUUCUGGAAGAGAGGCGUUAGAAUGGCUAACCACGAAUGAUGCUCCGUGGACAACGGUACUUGUUAAAUGGAAAGCGUCUUUCCCAGUUCGAUCAAAAUUACUAAAAAAGAGCAUUGCUGUAGAAGAAUUAAUCAUAGCAAAAUUGUGGAGUUUGAUAACAUCAGAGUAUGGACAUCAACUGGUAGGAAAGUUUUGGGCCCAGGAACGAAUCCUGGACGCGUACUGGUUGUAUCAAGUGGAUUCCGGUCGUCGUGUCGUGAAAUAA
Wyeomyia smithii (pitcher-plant mosquito) is the source of this 1195-nucleotide messenger RNA. RefSeq lists its product as uncharacterized. The coding region runs from base 41 to 1195 and encodes 384 amino acids. The record is from RefSeq and is a predicted model, not a curated record. The transcript is spliced from 7 exons. Lineage: Eukaryota; Metazoa; Arthropoda; Insecta; Diptera; Culicidae.